Messenger RNA from Gigantopelta aegis, 4164 nucleotides. RefSeq lists its product as uncharacterized. The record is from RefSeq and is a predicted model, not a curated record. The coding region runs from base 1014 to 3197 and encodes 727 amino acids. Lineage: Eukaryota; Metazoa; Mollusca; Gastropoda; Neomphalida; Peltospiridae. The transcript is spliced from 2 exons.
AUUUUCGUCUGCUUCCCCUGGAGAUGUGGUUUCCAAAGAAAAGUGAAGUUUUGAAAUAUAAACUUAUUGCUUAUAUCUUUAAUAAUGAUGCAAGCACUCAACUUGAAUCAGGUCAUUCUGCUCCGAUUAGAAACGAUCUGAAGCUAGGCUGCUAGAUCGUCGAGAGUCGAGGUCACACGGUAGUUGAUUCUUAGUCCUGUCUCUAUCACUCAGCUGUCAGGUGUUUGGUGUGUUUAACAUUUGAUGUCGUUUAACCCGUGUUAACAAUGCAGACGAUGGACCAAAAACAAAACCCAUGCCAUCCCGUCAAAGGUCAAAGAAUAGAUUCCUCCUGACAGUUUUUUCUAAUGAUAUUCACUGUGACAAGCAAGCAACAGACUUUAUGUAGACCACCCAAAAGAACCAUGUCAUCCUUUCAAAGGUCAAUGAGUAGAUUCCUCGUAAUCCUUUAUUUCUAAGGAUAUUCAAGGUGACAAGCAAGUAGCAGGCCUUACGUAGAUCAAAUAAUAAUUGCAAAGGUCAAUGAGUAGAUAACUCAAAAGCUUUAUUUCUAAGGGUAUUCAUUGUGACAACCAAGCAACAGGCCUUACGUAGACCUACAAAACGCAUGCCAUCCUAUCAACGGUCAAGUGGUAGAUUCCUCACAAUCCUUCAUUUCUAAGGAUAUUCACUGGGACAAGCAAGUAGCAGGCCUUACGUAGAUCAAAUAAUAAUUGCAAAGGUCAACGAGUAGAUACCUCACAUUCUUUAGUUCUAAGGAUAUCCACUGUGACAAGCAAGUAACAAAACUUACGUAGACCUCCAAAACCAUGCCAUCCUUUCAACGGUCAAAGGGUAGAUUCGAAACAAUGCUUCAUUUAUAGGGAUGUUUACAGUGACAAGCAAGUAACGGGCCUUACGUAGACCUCCAAACGCAUGCCAUCCUUUCAACUGUCAAAGGGAAGAUUCCCCACAAUCCUUUAAUUCUAAGGAUAUUCACUGUGACAAUCAAGCAACAGACCUUACUCAGCAAAAUGACCGCGCACGAAUGCCCCGUGUGUUUAAAACUUUUUAUUUCGGAGCCAGUGCUGACAACACAUCUGCAUGACCAUGGACUAUUUUCCCAUCCUUACAAGUGUAUGUUCUGUCACAAUCGAUACAAUACGCAGGGCGACGUAGACGAACACACCAAGGGUCACCUGGAGUCACUGAAGCUGCGACUGGACGAGAAGGGACGAAUAGUGGACGAUUCGGAGGACAACUCUGGGAUGGAGUACACCUGCAUGUACUGUCAGCUGUGUUUUGACGAUGUCGCCGAUCUACAAAUGCACCACAAGACGCAUUUCAGCACAGUGCAGUCGCUGAUCAAACUGAAACAGAACAACUGGGUAUCUCCGAGACUGUUGACAGCAAAGGAUUUUGCUUAUAGCAACAACCUUCUUGGUAUGUUGGGAGAACCACCGUCACAAAGGUCCGGUCCAUCAGCGUUCAGAGAUCCACCACCACGAGAGGUCAUGUACUCCUCAUCUAAGUCCAAAGGCCCUUCAGUAAGGUUCAUAGAUCCACCGUCAAAGUCAGAUUACCCAUCAGAGUCAAUAGAUUACCCACCAGAGUCCACAAGUCCAUCAUUAGAGUCCAUAUAUUCAUCAUUAGAAUCCAUAGAUUCAUCAUUAGAAUUCACAGAUGACCCACCAGAGUCGAUUGAUGAAAAUGAUGUGGAAAAUGCUAAAAAUAUUUUGUUGGAUCACGAUUACGGUUUCAACACAAUUAUGCCACCAAGUUCCAAAAAGAGCGAUAAAAUUGUUCCAGAUCAUAAUUACACUAGCAAAUAUUUUAUGCAAAGAAGGUCAUCAUCACCGGAAGUGAUCGGUACGUCGUCUGCUGCUCUGGUUUCCAGCCGUCGUGGUAUCACUGACUUGACGGCAAAGGUACACAAACUGUUAACUACUGGCGUUAAUUUUACAGCACACAACUGUAGAUUCUGCCAAAGCAGUAAGAGGAUAAGUACUUCGUCCAGUAGCCUGUCGGCGACGAUUCCUUCCAAGGACGGUUUUCAGAGCAAUAUUGAUCAGUGUAACACUAAGACACACAGUCAUGGAUCAAAUACAGAAAUCUUUAAUCAUGGAUCAAAUACUGAAAUGUUGAGUCAUGGAUCAAAUACAGAAAUGUUGAGUCAUGGAUCAAAUACAGAAAUAUUGAAUCGUGGAACAAAUACAGAAAUGUUGAGUUGUGGAUCAAAUACUGAAAUGUUGAGACACGAAUCUAAUGCAGACAUAUGUAAUCGUGGAUCUAAUACAGAAUCACUGCAUCGGGGGUCAAAUACUGAAACUUGCACACGUGGAUCCAAUACUGAAACGUUGAGUCAUGGAUCUAAUACUGAAAUGUGUAGUUGUGGAACAAAUUCAGAAACACGGAGUCAUGAAGCCAAUACUGAAAUGUUGAGUCAUGGGUCUCAUACAGGAGUGUGUAGUCAUGGAUCUACUAAAAUUCCGAGUCAUGGGUCUGAUACUGAAUUGUGUAGUCAUUUGUCUAAUACGGAAAGGUUGAGUCACGAGGCUAACACUGAAAAGAGUUGUCUUAGAUCUAACGGAGAAACAUGUGAAAAUAUGAAUCGUGGAUCUAAUAUUGAAACGUGUAGUGGAUCUAAUACAGAUUCACGUAGUCUUGGAUCUGGUCAGUCACGUGGUUCCGGAUCUACAUCUGAACGUGCACCAUGCAAUAAAUGUUCAGCUAUUCCAACUAAUACACCUCUGGGUGACACUUCCUCUGGAAAUCACAACGUCUUUGCUUCAAAAUGUGAUAAUACGAAACGUCUGAAACUGGAUGUGCCAGACAGACCCACUAUAAUUGAGAAUAGAGUCCCAUCUCACGCAGAACACACAAGUAAAGAAUCGCACGACACUUCUGCCAUGAAUGAAUUAAAAGAUAAUUCGGUGGGGAGUACGCUAGAUCUUCCUCCAGCAACACGUGGCGGUGACGACCCGAGUGGCUUUUCCAGAUCGGAGAGUCCGACCAUGUCAUCGGAUGACGAGAUGGCCGACUCGCCGGAACCCAACAAGCUGUGCAUCGAUGAGGGUUCUGAAGACGAAUACGAUGACGCACUGUCGGAUUGUCACACGAGUUCGGAGGACGAGGACGAACAGCAGCACAGCGCGGAACCAUUUCCAACAGGGUUGUUUAUCAAUCAACAAUGUAAAAUCUUGAAAAAAUCAGCCUAAUAUUGAUAAAUAUUGUCUCUAAAGGUUGAUACAAUUUUCUGGUGUCUUGUUCUGGUAUUGAUAAAUAGUGGCAUUAAAGGUUGGUAUAAUAUUUUUCUUCCUAACUAAAUUCUUCCUGACUAAAAUGGUGGAUAACAUAUUCCAGAAACAUUCCCAACAGGGUUGUUUAUUAAUCAACAAUGUAAUUAUUUUUUUUUCUUUAAAUCAGUCUAGUAUAGAUAAAUAGUGGUAUUAAAGGUUGAUACACUUUUCUUCCUAACUAAAAUGGUGGAUAACAUGUCAUGUUAUAAAACAAUUUCCAACUGUGCUAUUUAUUAAUAUCAACAAUGUAAAAUCUUUUUAAAAUUCAGCCUAGUGUUGAUAAGUAGUGUCAAUAAAGGUUGAUAGAAUUCCAUUAUUAAGUUUCCUAACCAAAAUGAUGGAUAACAUAUUCCAGACUUUUUUUUCCAACAGGGUUGUUUAUUAAUCAACAAUGUCAAAUUGUUUUUAAAAUCAGCCCAGUAUUGAUAAAUAGUGUCAAUAAAAGCUGACACACUUUCAUAUUCUUCCUGACAAAAAAGACGGAUAACAUAUUCCAGAACCGUUUCCAACUGGGUUGUUGUUUAAUUGACGUAAAAUUUUGCAAAAUCAGGGGCCUAAUUUUCAAAGGUCUCUUAGGCUCUGCUGGACAACAAAGCAUCCUCUUUGUAAGUCUUUUUAGCAUUGGCAUUGCACUGCGAGAUCGCAAAGUUGCGAGAGUUUAGUGAAUUGAUAACUAGUGUUGUUAAAGGUUGAUACAAUUUCACAUAUUUCAGAACCAUUUCCAACUGGGAUGUUUAUUAAAUAUCAACAAUGUAAAAUUUGGAAUAAAUCAGCCAAGUAUUGAUAAAUAGUGUCAUUAAAGGUUGAUACAUAGAGGAUAUUUCAUGUUUUUUUUGUCAAAUAAGAUUUAUAUCUCACCGAGUGAAGUUUGCAAGCAUAUAUGCUU